AGGGCCGAGACAUGGACCUGACAUCGCUCAGAUCCACCAUGCCAGCCAGCGGCCCGCUGCAGGGGGCUUCGGCCUCUAACUUGAACAUGAACCUGUACGCCACCAAGAAGACAGCAGCUGAAGGCAUGCUGGACAUCGCCCUGUUCCUGGCGAACAUCACACACAUGAAGACCGUCAUCGAACAGGGAGCUGGGUACAGGUACUACGCUGCUGUGCUGACGCUCAUUUCCUUCUCCCUGGUUCUUCAGAUAGUAGCCGGCGUCCUGAUUAUCAUAAUUGCCCGCAGGGACCUGAACGUGGCGUCCAAUCAGAGGCGACUUGACUACCUGAACAACGUCACCACAGGCGUCAUCUUCGUCACCACAGUGGUCAACUUCUUCGUCAGCUUCUUUGGUUCCAAGCGGACCGGCUUCUUCCGCUGGCUGCUGGCCCGACUCCACUUCUGACACAUGCACGACCACAAACACAUGCACAUUCACUCAUGCACGCAGCAACCAGCACAAACUUUACUACUGUACAUUUGAUCUGCA
This is a messenger RNA of Nematolebias whitei (Rio pearlfish), 530 nucleotides long. Its product is annotated as ninjurin-2-like. Gene Ontology annotation, biological process: tissue regeneration; cell adhesion. The transcript is spliced from 4 exons. Gene Ontology annotation, cellular component: membrane. Lineage: Eukaryota; Metazoa; Chordata; Actinopteri; Cyprinodontiformes; Rivulidae. The record is from RefSeq and is a predicted model, not a curated record. Bases 12 to 446 code for a protein of 144 amino acids.